This is a messenger RNA of Symbiodinium pilosum, 1908 nucleotides long. Lineage: Eukaryota; Dinophyceae; Suessiales; Symbiodiniaceae. The record is from the annotation of a GenBank genome assembly.
AUGGAGCGUGGUCGGAACAAUGACUGGAUUGAUCUUGAAAUUCCUCCCUCUGAGUUCCGUGCUGAAUCAAGCCUGGAGACGGGCCAGUGUUUUCACUGGAAGCGGAUUGCGGCAAAUGAAUGGCUCGGCCUUGUAACCGGUUGCUGUGUGCAUUUGCGGAGUGCUCCGAACACCACGCUGGUAAAGUCCUUGGCCGGGGAGCUGGACGUUCAAUCCUUCUGCAGGUACCUCAGCCAUGGUCAGGGUCACCCAGUGCUAGUGGACUUGCAGACAGCUUGGGGUGAGGAUGGGGCCGAAGCUGCUCGCAUACUUCCUGGAGCCCGGGUAUUGCGACAGGAUCCAGUAGAGGCCUUGAUCAGCUUCAUCUGCUCAGCGAACAACAAUGUGCCGCGGAUCAGCUUGAUGCUAGAGAGAUUGCGCCAGCAGGCCGGCACGCCUCUCCUCAACCUGUCACCAACCUUAGCAGGCCAGAUGGCCCAGGAAUAUUCGAAAGGCAGAUCCGCGGUGCCCGCGCACGUCCGCGAGUUGAUUUCCCAGGGCAAGCUUUGCAGCUUUCCCACGCCAGAGCGAUUGGCGAGUUUUGGGGAGCUCGAGUUACAGGAGCUCGGCUUGGGCUACCGGGCUCGGUAUGUGGCAGCAAGUGUAAUGGCGGGCGACCUCAAGAAAGAUCUGGAGGAGUUACGCAGGCUUCCGCGAGACGUGGCUGAGCGGGAGCUUCGCAAGUUUUCGGGGGUGGGCCCAAAGGUGGCUGCCUGCGUGGCCUUGUAUGGUUUAGGUUUCAGCGAUUCGGUCCCUGUUGACGUUCAUGUAGCUCGGGCGGCUGGGCGAAUGGCACCACCAGGGCUUGCAAGGCGGCUGGAAGCUUCAGCCUCGUUGACGCCUGGCCUCCAUGCGGCGGUGGCAGACUUCUUCCGUGACCGUUUUGGAACUCAUGCAGGUUGGGCGCAGCACUUGGUCUUUGCAGCCCAACGGCAUCGCGCCAGUGUUGCGGUUUCAUCACCGACUGUGGAGGCUGUGGUUGAGGCGCGACGGGCUGCGUUCUUGUGGAAGAAUGGUCUGGGUGGCCUUCCAGAUGGAUGCCUUCUGGCUUUGAACUUUGCAUUCGAGGUGAUAGAGCUGGAGCACGACUUUUACUCCAUCUCCCUGACUCCUCAGGUUCCUUGCUGGGCUGCCUUCUGCGCGCCGCUGGCCUCUUCUAUCGCGCAGCUUCUGGCCAUAUGCUUACGGCUGUUUGCCCUCUGCUUGAUGCUUGUGUACUCCCACAAGAGGGUAGUCGUCAUGAUGAUCGUAGUUGCGGAGGAGAUGAUGGUGCUGUACUUCCUGGCAUACUCGAACGAGACAAUGUUCGAGGGUGGGAAGUGGAAGCAGCCCAUCUCGCCUUACUGGAGCCUCAACGCGAUGAAGAUGAUUUCGAUCAUGCUGUCCCUUUUCAAGGUGUCUAUUGAGCUUGGUCAUGCGCAGAGACUCUGCAGGUCCCUGGUGGUCGGCAAUUUCGUCGACAACAUCCGGCCUGUCCUAGGCUGGUGGGCCUUGGCACUGCAGUACUUCAUGGCACUAUCUGUCCUAUUCGUGUCUCUGUCGGUGGUGCUUGGUGCUACAUCCUGUGUGGCGUGCUUCUUGAAGAUCUUCAGUGUCUUCAUCAUCGUGGACAUGGACAACUUAGCUGCUGGGUUUGUCGACGGGAUGACAUACUUGGACUUCAAAGUCGAGGUCAGCCCUGAACGGCUCAAAAACUUUCGAAGGCAUCACGGAAGGCUUGGCCGAUGCUUAUCUAUCCGAGCUGUGUUCAUGUUCAUGCCUGUGACCCUGAUCCUUUUGUCCUUGCUGAUGUCUAUCUACUUCAAUACGAUUCCACUGACGCUGCUCACGUGGGGGCAGGUCAGCAAUGAAGACGCUCCAAAGAUGCUG